AUGGACACGUGGUGUUGGCGGGAGUGUUGUGAGUACGAUUGCCCGCGAGACAAGUGUCAGUGUAAUGUCAAUAUCAAAGACCCCUACAGUGAUGCUUAUCAUGUACAGCGAGAGUUCAUCGCAGUCACGCCGAGUGCGAGAAACAGCGAGAUCUCCACCACUAUUGCUCAAAGUUCAAUAGCACCGAAACACACAAUAUCGCACGUAGCUAGCACAACGACCGCUACAACAACAAUAACAACGACAACAAAAUUAAGCACAACAACUUAUCCAGCAACAACAACAACAACCAGAAAGACGACAACUACAGAAAAAAGAGUGGAGGUAACUCCUCCCACAUCCAGUCCACAACCGGAAGUGGUGGAUGUCAGGAAAUAUCUUAAAAAUGGGAAUGUACAUAAAAAACCUCAGAAAACCAGAAUUCCUUUCAGAAAAAUACACAUCUAUAAACCUCCGGAAACCAAACCUUUAAUGAAUGGGUUCCACUCGCCGAAAAUAAUAAUAUUCAAACCUAAAAUGAAGGCUGAAAAUAAAGAUGUUGAAAAACCAACCAUUGAAAAGCUAAAUUCUGUUGAUAGUACCGUUAAGUCAAAAACGUAUUCAAAUUUGCCAUAUCCUAUUGAAAAGAAGCCAUCUGAAAAUCGAACAGAGAAAGUACAAUCAUAUAAGUCAACUACUAUCACUCCACUGGUGACAACAGCAACAACAACAUCAACAAAAGAACCUACAACACAGCAAACACAACCGAUACCACCACAGGAAUCCCCAGGGACACCACAAACGACACCACUACAAACAACAACACAAGCAUCACCACAGAAACCACCACAAAAUUCACCACAUACUACACCACAGACGCCACCACAUACACCAUCAGGAACACCACCUCCAACACCAACACAGACUUCACCACAGACACAAGCAGCUUUAACUACAACAACACAGACACAAGCAAAAACACGAAUAAACCCUAUCGAAGGUCCUAUGAUCAAUAUUCAUAAUCCCAUGGAGAUUUCUGGAAAGGACCCAACAGGUAUUCCUCUGGAGGGUUUAAAAUCGUCCCUGUUUGGCCAGUUCUUUCUAUCGAAAGUUACAGACGAUGUUGAAGAUAUCCUGGACCCUCAUAAAGACGUUGAAUACAAACCCAAUAACGUCAGCAGCUUUUUCAAUCUGGAGGAUCCUUAUCAAACGUUCCAACAGUCUGUAAGCGUCUCCCUGUUUACUAUUGAUGACACGGAAUCAACGACAGUGGAUCAAACUAACAGUCGUGUGGCGGAUUCAACUACCAGCGGGAUGGUUUAUCAACCUACAUCAGCUAUCUCAACACAAACAGAAAUCAUUUCAACUAGCAUACCAAAUCCGUCUUCAACAAAAGCACCAAAGGCAGCAACGACUACAACUGUGAUAAGGACAAGAAAAAUCGAUCUUAUACCGCCAAUAUCUCUUGUUGUCUCAAGUUCCGUCCCUUCAACCGAAACAACAACUGUAACCGAAUUAACAACUACAGCGCCUAUAGUAUCAGCAACAGUUCCUCUACCUCCACUUCCUCCUGAUAUCAAACAAUCUGGAAUAAUCAUGUUCAUUAAAAGUCAUUCUUCAACGAAUGCAACACCAACUGCAGCAACAACAUCAACACCAACAAUUACAGGGACAACACCAGCGGCAACCAAUCCCCUACCGCCAAUUCCCCCUGCUUUUAAAGAUUCCAAGAAAAUCACGUUCAAUAAAACUCCAAAUGAUUUUAAAAAAUUUAGUACAGUUCUUUGGUCCAGGAGGAGACCAUCUGUCACCGCCACGGCACCGAGUCCUUUCACAAGCCUCAGCAAGAGGAAACCAAGGAAACCAAAGCCUAGGAAGGCCAAGAAUAAGCAUCGGGUGUCUGUAGGGGAAACAACAUUAAACCUUAUCAAAGAUUCGAAAUUGACAUCGGGGUUUAACCAAAAAGCGAUUACUGAAUCUUAUCAACGAACGAAACCGUCACCAGGAACUAGUCUGGUUACAAAACCACCCGGAUCACCUAACUACCAAACUCCAAUGACUGAACAGGAUGUAGAAUCUAAGACAGCAGAGAAAGAAAUCGAGAAAACACCGAAAUCCGUGGACAGACGACAACCAGAGGAAAGCAAUACAGUUCUUCCGGCGGAUGCUCUGCCUGAUGAUAAUAUACCUAAAGUCGUUCCGUAUCUGAUAUUCUUUCCAGAUGAAAAAGUCGAAAAAUAUGAUGGCUAUUCCAGACGACAACCUACUCAACUAGAGCUCAGGCAACCCAAGAUAAUAUUCAAUUCCCAAGAGGUGGCACCCACUCAUAUAGUGGAAACUCCGUCGACCUAUCCAAUGCAACGCAUUAAAUCUAGAGACGAUGAAACCCAGAAAAAGUUCCACGGAAACGCGUCCUCAAAUAUCGAAGAGAUUCCAAAUACAACGUCAGAAGACGCACAAACCAGGAUUAAUGCUAAAAUUAGAAUCAACGAGGAAGGCCCCACAGAGUAUCCGGUGAUAACAAAUGUGAACAAAAUAAAAAACGUCACUGAAAUAUAUGGAAACUCGUCUUCGAAUUUCCAGGUGGCGCAGUUCAACAGCAUCAAAGUCAAACAGGAUGGCGGGAAAAUUUACAUGAAUGAUAAAUUUCCAACAUUUGAGCCAUAUAUCCCUAGCAAUGAAACAAAUUCAACAGAAAACAUUGAUCACCAAAAGGUGAAGAAUGUAGUGCACCACAAUUUUGUUCUGAACAGUUUGCUGGAGAAUGUUAGAGACAUUUUUAAAAAUGGUCAAUCAAAAAUCCAAUUCCUACUGAAAAGUGAGAAAGGAAACACAGAAAAGAAUCGUGUUUUGAUUUCCACAAAAAAGGAGGAGUAUCCGCAAUUGUCGAACAGUAACCUUAAAAUGACUACACUCUCGACUAUUUUGGCUACAAAGGAUCGCACUUCAGGCAUUUAUCUGAAAGAUGUGGGUGGAGAGGAUGUAAGACAUUUUCAAAGCGAGGCUCAGUCAAAUCUAGAUCUCGAAAACACCCUUGUUGACGGUGAUAUCAAGAAAACGUAUCAUCUAAAGAAAAUGUCUGAAGAAAAGGUGAAGCCAAUCAAAGACACGACACCUACAUACUAUCCGAUACUGCAGACCGUGGGAGUCUCACCCACCGAUGUGGAAUUUUCUGGUCCGACACGUGAUCCAAAGAGCACUAAAACUGCGUUACCUAUGACGUCAUUUCUUCCAAUACCGCCUCCGAUUCCUAGUGAAGAAUUGUCCUUCCAUGCUCCUAUUAGUGAUACACCUUCGCAACCAAACCCCACGGUGGAUAUUCAGGCAACUGGGCCGUCAGAUGACUACAGAGAAGAAAAAAUGACCCGAUCUGACGUUCCACCGAUUCCUUCAAUAUUUCCUUCUAAUGAACGGUCUCCUGUACCAACACCAAAACUGACGGAUCUAAAGACAACAAUAUCUUCCAAAGUUGUGACAAAACGUUUAUCAACAACCACAGUUUCGUCACCGACAACACCGACGGUUUCAUCCCUGAAAACGACGAUUUCGUCACCGACAACACCGACGGUUUCAUCCCUCAUAACGACAGUUUCGUCACCGACAACACCUACAGUUUCAUCCAUGACAACUACACCGGUAACCAUAGUCCCAGAUUUCCACGUUCCGACGAUACCGCGGGAUCUGACUACUCCUUUCUACAAAAUCAACCAGAUUUUCUUUCCGCCGGAUUUCACACAAAGAAAGUCCCUGACUGACAUCAUCAAUGUGGCUGAUCCAGAGCAGAUAGAGGGAGCGUACACACAAAGUGUUCGGCCGCAGACAUUGCAAGAAAUAGGCGCCAGCGACGUGAUGCUGUCCACGCCCUAUCACGUUAAAGAUCCAGUCUCAGUAGUUCCACUUCUCACACCCACCACAACUGUUCCACUAAACACCUCCACUCCUAGUACUCCACCUACCAUCUCCUCUUCUCAGGGAAAAUUGCCCACAGUACAUCGCUUGAUAAAGGUGAUGCCGAGUCGAAAGACCGAAAAUUUACCGCAGGAACGCUCUGGAUCGACAUUCUCUUUGACCAGGGAUGUACCAAAGAAACCCGACUCCCAGGACGGCAAGGAUGAAAGGAAAUCGAAUAACGUCAUACCCAAGAUAGAGUCGCCCCCAAUUUUCAAGCAUGCUAACGGUUCCGCGUUGAUGACAAAUGUCCACAAGAAUACCAAACACGUCAAAACGUUCCGAAAUUUCGGAAAAGACAUUUUACUGAAAAUAUUCAAGUCUCCAAAGGUGAAGAAAGAAGACGUGCUCUCCGGGAAGGUUCAGCUGCCGCGGGGGAAGAAAGCAGUUAUUCUCGAUAUCGGCCUCAUGAACAAGAUAAUGGACACAUUCAAAAGAUGGCUCACUAGCAUGAACCUUCUAGUGGUAGAAAGAUAA
Ostrea edulis (European flat oyster) is the source of this 4404-nucleotide messenger RNA. Its product is annotated as mucin-2-like. The coding region runs from base 1 to 4404 and encodes 1467 amino acids. The transcript has a single exon. NCBI's taxonomy places the organism in Eukaryota, Metazoa, Mollusca, Bivalvia, Ostreida, Ostreidae. The record is from RefSeq and is a predicted model, not a curated record.